AUGACAUGGUCGGACCAUGCACCGAUAACAAGGACUGUGACCUCCCCUCUCUUUCGACCCCGCACCACCCAUUGGCACCUUAAUGAAACUCUCUUCUCAAACAUGACCUUGGUUAAAGAUGCACACACGACACUGACGCAAUACUUUAUGGAAAACACAAUGGCCAAAACACCCGCCGCUAUUAUCUGGGAGGCCCAUAAAUGCACGAUACAGGGAUUCUUCUUGGCAAGGGACAUUACGCUGAAGAAAAGUAGGGAGACAGCGAUUAGAGACCUCACAGAUAAAAUCCAAGAUUUGGAAACCCCACACAAAACUGCCAACACCUUAGACACAUAUCAAGAACUAGCAGACGUGAGGGGGCAACUACCCUCUCUCCUCCGACAACAUCACCAACACUCUCUUCAGCACACUAAAGCAUUCUUUUACAUAAACAGUGAUAAAUGCGACAAACUUCUUGCCACACUUAUAAAUAAGAAAUGGAACAAGACGUAUAUUACCGGCUUACGUGACACACAGGGCCAACCACAGAGGAUGCCAACACGCAUCGCCAAAGUAGCACGCGACUACUUCAAAAACUUGUACUGA
Molecule: messenger RNA, 585 nt
Organism: Pelobates cultripes (western spadefoot toad)
Lineage: Eukaryota; Metazoa; Chordata; Amphibia; Anura; Pelobatidae
Source: the annotation of a GenBank genome assembly